Stereum hirsutum FP-91666 SS1 is the source of this 1149-nucleotide messenger RNA. RefSeq lists its product as uncharacterized. The record is from RefSeq and is a predicted model, not a curated record. The coding region runs from base 1 to 1149 and encodes 382 amino acids. Lineage: Eukaryota; Fungi; Basidiomycota; Agaricomycetes; Russulales; Stereaceae. The transcript is spliced from 4 exons.
AUGGCGACCUACAAUGUUCCACCGCCUCCCAUCUAUCGAGGCGUGACCAAAAAAGAAGUACUCCCUUAUGAAACCCCUCACGAAAGCAUUCAACCGCAGACACACAUGAAUUCGGCUGCGAUAUCCCGCCUCGAACAGCGAGCUGGGCUUGACGCCAACAUAUGCCUUAUUACUCUGGAGUCACAUGGCGCCUCUAUCGAUCGCGCACACAUUGUCGACAGAGCCAACCUUCCAAAGGCGGAGGCCGCAUUUGAAACGCCCAAGGUUUUACACCUCGAAUAUAUCUUUGGACUCCCGCCUGACGAAUUCCACUCAGACUCCUCGUUCAACGUCGUCUAUUUAAGACGAGAUAUACAUGUCAUGUUGGACCAGUUUGGUUGCGCGAUAUUACCAAGUCUGAAGAUUAUGGAAGCGAUUCAUGAAUACUUCAAGGGCAUCAUCGACGAAAGGAAGCAGGUAGAGACCUCCGAAAAGGCGAAGAAAUCCAAAAAGAAGGGCACCAAAGAAGCUGAACCCACGCCAUUCAAGAACUGGAAAGAGCACGACUUUGUUAAGAACGUGGAGAGGUUUCAGUAUUACUUCAUCCCUCUCCUCUGCACUCAGAACUUCGGCGUAGUCAUCGAUCGCGCAAACGAGGCCUACUUCGAUGGGAAGAAUUUCCCCGUGCUCUCUUCGUGGAUUAAUCCGUUGACCGCGAUUUGGAACGCCGGACCCAAAAUCGAUGCGCUCGACAAGAGCUCUCGGUUUUCUCUGCUCUUGCUGGGCUGGCCGACGGUGCAACUUGUGACGAAGGCGUACGAGAUAUGGAGGCUCUGGAAAUCUGUGUCCCUUCCACAGGAGUACGUUCCCCAACCGCCGAAGUCUAUAUUGGCCUCGUCUCCGACGCGUGAGUCCGGGCCAUCGAAAUCCCAGGCGAAGCCCCAAACAAGGUCACAGAUAUCGAUCCCUUCGAAGACCGCAGACGACGCGCAGGCUGGUCCGUCCAGGGGUGUUGGUAGGCCGAGACCCGUCACUCGUUCCUCUCGAUCUGUCAACAGUGCGAUGGCUAGCCUUAAUCUCAAGGACGGUGGAGACGCGGCAAGUCAGAAGAGCAGGGGCAGCGGUACGAGCAAGAAGGGAAAGGGGAAAGCCCGUGCUGACGAUGAAUAA